Molecule: messenger RNA, 7882 nt
Organism: Pectinophora gossypiella (pink bollworm)
Lineage: Eukaryota; Metazoa; Arthropoda; Insecta; Lepidoptera; Gelechiidae
Gene: zip
Product: myosin heavy chain, non-muscle
Exons: 29
Coding region: 431-6358 (1975 amino acids)
Cellular component (GO): myosin complex
Molecular function (GO): actin filament binding; cytoskeletal motor activity; ATP binding
Source: RefSeq, a predicted model, not a curated record
GACAAAAAGAAUAAUCGGCUAGACGUAGUGCGUUCAUUUUCGCUAUUUUUCUGUUAAAAAGUGACUUUUUCUUCUUCUGUUCGUGCUGUGAAUAUUUCUAGUUUAUAUACUUUAUAGGAGAAACUAUUUCCUUUAUUAUUUCACCGAGUUGAACAACGAAAAAACUAAACGAAUUUUGGGCAAACUCAACGUGAAUUCGGGCGUCGACCGGUCCUCCCUCCUACCCGUGAAUAACCGUCGCUCGGCAGUCGCACUCGUCAUUUUGUCCGUAUUAUCGCUGUGCGCGGUCACGGCACUGGGAGAGUACAACGCGGCGGUGGUAUUUUCGAGUGUUGUGAGGUGCAGUGUCGGUCUGUGUGACCGUUUAAUGUGGUAUCCAGUGCCGGUGUUAGGUUAUCUAGAGUCGGGUCGCGCGGCGUGAUCGGGCGCGAUGGUGGACAUGGACAGAAACGACCCUGAGCUCCGGUACCUCUCGGUGGAUCGGAAUAGCUUCAACGACCCGGCUACGCAGGCGGAAUGGACGCAGAAGCGGCUGGUGUGGGUGCCCCACGAGACCCAAGGGUUCGUGGCGGCUGGGAUCAAGGGGGAACGGGGAGAUGAAGUGGAAGUGGAGAUCGCGGAGUCGGGGAAGAGGAUGCUGGUGCCCAUCGACGACAUCCAGAAGAUGAACCCUCCCAAGUUCGACAAAGUGGAGGACAUGGCGGAGCUGACCUGCCUGAACGAAGCAUCUGUUCUGCACAACAUCAAGGACAGAUACUACUCCGGCCUCAUCUAUACAUACUCCGGCCUCUUCUGCGUGGUCGUGAACCCGUAUAAGAAGCUGCCGAUCUACACGGAGAAGAUCAUGGAGAGGUAUAAAGGCAUCAAGCGACAUGAAGUACCCCCACACGUCUUCGCCAUCACAGACACAGCGUAUCGCUCCAUGCUACAAGACCGGGAAGACCAGUCGAUCCUCUGCACAGGAGAAUCAGGCGCCGGUAAGACUGAGAACACGAAAAAGGUGAUCCAAUACCUCGCGUACGUCGCCGCUUCCAAACCCAAAGGAUCUGGAGCGGGACCGACACCACAAUUGAUCAUAGGUGAAUUGGAGCAGCAACUACUUCAAGCGAACCCGAUACUUGAAGCUUUUGGUAACGCGAAGACGGUCAAGAACGACAACUCUUCCAGAUUCGGCAAGUUUAUAAGGAUAAACUUCGACGCGUCGGGCUUCAUUGCGGGCGCGAACAUCGAGACUUACCUCUUGGAGAAAUCCAGGGCGAUCAGACAGGCCAAGGAUGAGAGGACGUUCCACAUCUUCUACCAGCUGCUGGCUGGAGCCACAGCACAGCAACGCGCGGAGUAUAUCCUCGAGGACCCCAAGAGCUACCCUUUCCUUACCAAUGGGGCUGUACCGAACUCCUUCUCAGUCCCCGGCAUCGACGACUCGGCUGAGUUCCAAGCGACUAUCAAAUCCAUGAACAUAAUGGGCAUGAACCAGGAGGACUUCAACUCGAUCUUCCGCAUCGUCUCCGCCACUCUGCUGUUCGGCUCCAUGCAGUUCAAACAGGAACGCAACUCCGACCAGGCGACGUUGCCUGAUAACACUGUUGCGCAGAAGAUCGCACAUCUACUCGGUCUAUCAGUAACAGAAAUGACUAAAGCGUUCCUGAAACCCAGAAUCAAGGUGGGCCGCGACUUCGUCACGAAAGCGCAGACGAAGGAGCAAGUAGAGUUCUCAGUGGAAGCCAUCGCCAAGGCUUGCUACGAGCGCCUAUUCCGGUGGCUCGUUAAUAGAAUCAACAGGUCUCUGGACAGGACCAAGAGACAAGGAGCCUCUUUCAUCGGCAUCCUCGAUAUGGCCGGCUUCGAAAUCUUCGAACUCAACUCCUUUGAGCAACUCUGCAUUAACUACACGAACGAAAAGCUCCAGCAACUCUUCAAUCACACCAUGUUCAUCCUAGAACAGGAGGAGUACCAACGUGAAGGCAUCGAGUGGAAAUUCAUCGAUUUCGGACUCGAUCUGCAGCCAACGAUCGAUUUGAUCGACAAGCCUAUGGGUAUCAUGGCGCUUCUAGAUGAGGAGUGCUGGUUCCCCAAGGCCACAGACAAGACUUUCGUCGAGAAACUGGUGUCGGCUCACUCCGUCCACCCCAAAUUCAUGAAGACUGACUUCCGUGGCGUAGCGGAUUUCGCCAUCAUCCACUACGCGGGCAAGGUGGACUAUUCCGCCGCCCAGUGGCUCAUGAAGAACAUGGAUCCUCUUAAUGAAAACGUCGUCUCUUGCCUGCAAUCCUCACAGGACCCCUUCGUCUGCCACAUAUGGAAGGACGCCGAAAUAGUCGGCAUGGCGCAACAGUUGACAGACACGCAGUUUGGCGCGAGAACCCGCAAGGGCAUGUUCAGAACCGUCUCCCAACUUUACAAGGAGCAACUGACCAAACUGAUGGCAACACUCAGAAAUACCAACCCGAACUUCGUGCGGUGCAUCAUCCCGAACCACGAGAAGAAAGCUGGGAAGAUCGAGGCGCCCUUGGUGCUCGACCAGCUGAGAUGCAACGGUGUGCUGGAGGGUAUUAGGAUAUGUCGGCAAGGUUUCCCGAAUAGGAUUCCGUUCCAGGAGUUCAGGCAGCGUUACGAGCUGCUUACACCAAACAUCAUUCCCAAGGGCUUCAUGGACGGGAAGAAGGCAUGCGAGCAGAUGAUUGAAGCAUUGGAACUUGACCACAAUUUGUACCGAGUGGGGCAGUCGAAGAUCUUCUUCCGCGCGGGAGUGUUGGCUCAUCUCGAGGAGGAGAGAGAUUACAAGAUCACGGAUCUGAUCGUGAACUUCCAGGCCUUCUGCCGAGGGUACCUGGCCAGGAGGAACUACCAGAAGCGGCUGCAGCAGCUCAACGCCAUCAGGAUCAUCCAGAGGAACUGCGCUGCUUAUCUCAAGCUUCGGAACUGGCAGUGGUGGCGGUUGUAUAUUAAGGUGAAACCGCUGCUAGAAGUGACGAAGCAAGAAGAGAAGCUGACUCAGAAGGAGGACGAGCUCCGACAGAUCCGCGACAAGCUGGACACUCAGAUGAAGAGGUGCCAGGAGUACGAGCACAAGUUCCAGCAGGCCAGCGCGGAGAAGACCCAGCUCGCUGAACAGCUGCAGGCGGAACUGGAGCUAUGCGCGGAGGCAGAGGAGUCCCGCGCACGCGCCGCGGCCCGCAAGCAGGAGCUGGAGGAGCUGCUGCACGACCUGGAGGGCCGCAUCGAGGAGGAGGAGGAGCGCUGCGGCGCGCUGCAGCAGGAGAAGAAACGCCUGCAGCUCAAUAUACAGGACCUAGAAGAGCAGCUGGAAGAAGAAGAGGCAGCUCGACAGAAGCUGCAGCUGGAGCGGGUACAGUGCGACGCCAAGCUGAAGAAGCUGGAGGAAGACCUGGCGCUCAGCGAGGACACCAACCAGAAGCUCGUCAAGGAGAAAAAGCUCUUGGAAGAAAGAGCGAACGACCUGUCGCAAGCGUUGGCAGAGGAAGAAGAGAAGGCGAAGCAUUUGAGCAAACUGAAGGCGAAACAGGAGUCCGCCAUCGCCGAGCUCGAGGAGAAACUGCUCAAGGACCACCAGCUGCGUCAAGAAACAGACCGCGCCAAGCGCAAAUUGGAGACGGAGUUGCAAGAUGUGAAGGAGCAGUUAGCAGAGAGGAAGGCGCAACUCGACGAGCUGCAGAUCGUGCUCGCGAAACGCGAGGAAGAGCUAGCGUCAGCGAUCAGCCGCGCCGACGAGGAGGGCGCCUUGCGCGCGUCCGCGCAGAAAGCCGCCCGGGAGGCCGAGUCCGCGCUGGCAGACGCACACGAGGACCUGGAGGCCGAGCGGGCCGCCAGAACCAAGGCCGAGAAACUGCGACGAGACCUUAACGAGGAGCUUGAGGCCCUCAAGAGUGAAUUGUUGGAUUCGCUUGAUACUACUGCUGCCCAACAAGAGCUCCGUUCGAAGCGCGAGCAAGAGGUGGCAGUUCUUAAGCGGUCUCUAGAGGAAGAGGCGGCGUCCCACGAAGCCGUGCUCACCGAGCAACGGCACAAGCACUCGCAGGAGCUGCAGCAGCUCAACGAGCAGCAUGAGCAGAUUAAGAAGGCGAAGGCUGCUCUGGAGAAAGCGAAGCAGACCCUGGAGGCGGAGAACGCGGACUUGGCGACCGAGUUGAAGAGUGCCAGCGCGGCGCGGGCCGAGGGCGAGCGGCGCCGUAAGCAGGCCGAGGCGCAGCUGGCCGAGCUGGCCGCCAAGCUGCAGGAGAACGAGCGCGCCAGAGUGGAGGUGUCGGAGAAGUGCGUCCGCCUGCAGAGCGAGGCGGAGCAGGCGCUGGCGCAGCUGGAGCAAGCCGAGCUCAAGGCCUCCGCCGCCGCCAAGCACGCCGCCACGCUCACGGCGCAGCACUCCGAGGCCCAGGCACUACUAGAAGAAGAGACAAAGCAGAAGCUAGCGUUGCAGACGCGCCUGCGCAGUGUGGAGCAGCAGCUGGAACAGGCGCGCGACCAGCUGGACGAGGAGGAGGAGGCCAAGAGGAACUUCGAGAAACAGGUGGCAGCGCUGACUCAGCAAGUGGCCGAUGCGAAGAAGAAGGCAGAAGAGGAAGCUGAAGCGGCCGCGGCGCUGGAGGAACAACGCAAGAAGCUCAGCAAGGACAUGGAGGCUCUCUACCGGCAGAUCGAGGAGCUACAGCAGGCCAACGACAAGCUGGACAAGAGCAAGAAGAAGAUACAAGCGGAGUUGGAGGACACCAACAUCGAGCUGGAGGCGCAGCGCGCCAAAGUGCUUGAGCUUGAGAAGAAACAGAAAAGCUUCGAUAAGGUGGUGGCGGAGGAGCGCGCGGUGGCGGAGCGCUACGCGGCGGAGCGCGACCAGGCGGAGCGCGAGGCGCGCGACAAGGAGACGCGCGUGCUGUCGCUCACGCGCGAGCUGGACGACGCCGCCGAGAAGAUCGAAGAAUUAGAACGCACGAAGCGCCUCCUACAGUCAGAGUUGGACGAACUAGCCAACACUCAAGGAACAGCUGACAAGAACGUCCACGAACUGGAGAAGGCCAAGCGCGCCCUGGAGUCGCAACUAGCAGAGUUGAAGGUCCAGAACGAAGAGAUAGAAGACGACCUCCAGCUCACCGAGGACGCGAAGCUGCGUCUGGAAGUGAACAUGCAAGCCAUGAGAGCGCAGUUUGAACGGGAUCUGCAGGCUAAAGAUGAAGCAGGCGAGGAGAAGCGGCGCGGCAUCGUGAAGCAGCUGCGCGACGUGGAGGCGGAGCUGGAGGAGGAACGCAAGCAGCGCGCCGCCGCCGCCGCCACCAGGAAGAAGCUGGAGGCCGACCUCAAGGACGCCGAGCAGGCGCUGCACCUCGCCAACAAGCUAAAAGACGACGCGACGAAGCAACUAAAGAAGCUGCAGCAGCAACUGAAGGAGGCGGUGCGCGAGGCGGAGGAGGCCCGCGCCGGCAAGGAGGAGGCCGUGACGGCGGCGCGCGAGGCGGAGCGCCGCGUCAAGGCGCUGGAGGCCGAGGGCGUGCAGCACGCCGAGGAGCUGGCGGCCGCCGAGCGCGCGCGGCGCCAGGCCGAGGCCGAGCGGGACGACCUCAUGGACGAGCUCAACAACAGCGCCAGCAAGGGUACAUUGCUGGUGGACGAGAAGAAACGCCUGGAGGCGCGGAUAGCGGCGCUGGAGGAAGACUUGGAUGAGGAGCAAUCCAACAACGAGAUACUCAACGACAGGCUCAGGAAAGCACAGAACCAAAUCGACCAGGUGACGAUGGAGCUGGGCACGGAGAAGGCGGCGACGCAGAAGCUGGAGUCGGGCAAGCUGGUGCUGGAGCGACAGAACAAGGAGCUCAAGGCCAAGCUGGCCGAGCUGGAGACCGCGGCGCGGACCAAGACCAAGGGCCUGAUCACGUCGCUGGAGCUGAAGGUGGCCAACCUGGAGGAACAGCUGGAGGCGGAAUCCCGCGAGCGCCUGGCGCAGCAGAAGGCGUCGCGCAAGCUCGACAAGAAGAUGAAGGAGCUGGCGCUGCAGCUCGACGAGGAGAGGCGACACGCCGACCAGUACAAGGAGCAGAUUGAAAAGAUCAACGUGCGCGUGAAAGCAUUGAAGCGCCAGCUGGACGAGGCGGAGGAGGAGGUGCAGCGAGAGAAGGUCGGCAAGAGGAAGGCGCAGCGCGAGCUGGAGGACAUGCUCGAGACGCACGAGACCCUCGCGCGGGAGUGCAACAACCUCCGGAACAAGCUCAGGCGGCAGGGCGGCGGCGCCAUCGGGCUGUCGGGCGCGUCGUCGUCGUCGCGCAUGAAGCGCGCGUCGCUGGCGCCCGGCGCCGCCGGCUCCGGGGACGAGUCCCUCGACGACGUCAACGACACCACCAACAGCGUCGAGUAGCGCGCACCAGGGACGCGCACGACACCACGCACCACUAGAUAGAACACCAACAGCCACAAAUAAUCAAAUCUAUAAGACGGCUGUAUUAGUCAUCUCUCCCCGAUAAAAUCCAAUAACGCCGUCUUGUUAAAUCAUGUGUAUUUAUGCCAAUUUUUAAAAAUGGGUUGUUUUAAAAGUCUCGUGCGCAUUUUAUGUUCCGUGUCGGUGUUGCCAUAACGUGUCGUGAAGGAGAUUGUAUGGAACGAUAGGCCAAGUAACUGCUUGCGAGCUGCGACCGCGUCGGCUUGUACCCCUGUCAACUAUCAAUGUUUGUAAUUUAUACCCUCGAUGAAAUUUUUUGAGUACAUUUAUAAUGCGGGUGCUCAAUUUUUAUAAAAUAGCAUUUAACAGUCGAAUCUCUGCAUGAAACUAUUGGAGCAUUUUUCACAGUAUUAAACGAAACAUUCCUAACAAUCGAGAGUUUUCAGUUUUACUUAGACGUAGUCGAUGUAAAAUGUUAAAUUACUCAUUGGGUGAUAUUGUAAUGAAAUUAAUAAGGAAGACAAAGUAUUAUUAAUUGUGGCAAAAAGUGAUUAUAAACAGCAUUUGCAUUUAGCGACUGAACUAAAGACUGUUUGCUGCGACAAUACUUAUCCUCGCGAUCAGGCCCCAUCCGCAGUCCCCGCGGCUGGGCUCGGCCGCCUGCCCCGUACUUACGCCCCCGGCCCGAGGGACCGCUCCUACCACCUCCCCCUCCUCCCGCGGCCCUCGUCCGGGCGGCCCCCUCUAGGCGCGCCCGCUCAGCCCCCAGACCUACAACAUGUAAAUAAUGUCAGUGUCCCACUGACCGCUUAGUUGCCAUACAAAUUUUAAUAUAGUUGUAAGUAAGGACAUUGUAAGCUUUCGGUGUGGGCACACGAGGCGAUGGAUUCGGACUAAUGUGAAAAAUGUUCGGUACAAUUUUUAUACGUUUAGAACAACCGGAAUGUGUCGUCGCGUGUGUCGUAGAUGUUUUACAGAUUUUAAUUCCCCUCCCGAUUCUUACGCCCGAUGUCUUCGCGAGUCCCCGCGAGGUCCAGCGGUAAAAUUGCCCCCUGUACGGCCUCGCGGCUGUAAAUUAGUAGUUCCACGCCGGACCAGCGUGCCAAGCGGAGGUGCGCUAGAUCACGGCUUGCUUCGCUCUAGACUAUAAGACUCGUAGUAAUAAAUUGUGGCCUUAGGUUUUUUAUCGUGGACUUAUACGUAACGACGCUCUGCCUCGCGUAUCGGAGGCCUAACAACUUUGAUAGAGAAACUGUUUGUAUCUUUGCGAGCAUUUUAUAUGACUAUUUACCGAGUCUAAUUGUAAUGACCUCCUCUUUUUUAAUUAUAUAGUUUUUCUGAAUAAUAAUAUAAAAUUUAAAUGUAAGUAAACCAUUGAAGCAUAAACAUAUUUUACAUAAAUAUUAUAUUUAAUUAUUAACAUAUUGAUAAUUGUAAAAUUGGCCAUAGGUUGUAACAUGUUAUCAGUUGGUAUGCCAAUUAAACAAUUUUUCAUGAUUUUUA